Messenger RNA from Zea mays, 630 nucleotides. RefSeq names its product 14-3-3-like protein GF14-C. NCBI's taxonomy places the organism in Eukaryota, Viridiplantae, Streptophyta, Magnoliopsida, Poales, Poaceae. The record is from RefSeq and is a predicted model, not a curated record. The transcript has 5 exons. The annotation marks the transcript as partial.
AAGGCGUUCAUAUUUGUGGAGCGGAACCUCUUAUCUGUUGCCUACAAGAACGUAAUUGGGGCCCGCCGUGCCUCAUGGCGCAUUAUCUCCUCCAUUGAGCAUAAGGAGGAGUCCCGCAAGAAUGAGGAACAUGUUAUUCAGAUCAAGGAGUACCGUGGCAAGAUUGAGGCUGAAUUGAGCAACAUUUGUGAUGGUAUCCUGAAGUUGAUCGACUCUCACCUUGUGCCUUCCUCCACUGCUGCAGAGUCGAAGGUGUUUUACCUCAAGAUGAAGGGAGAUUAUCACAGGUACCUUGCUGAGUUUAAGACUGGUGCUGAGAGGAAGGAAGCUGCAGAGAGUACAAUGAUAGCUUAUAACGCAGCUCAGGAUAUUGCGUUGGCGGAACUGGCAUCUACUCAUCCCAUAAGACUUGGACUUGCACUUAACUUCUCAGUUUUCUAUUACGAGAUUCUGAACUCUCCAGACAAAGCUUGCAACCUUGCCAGGCAGGCGUUUGAUGAGGCUAUUUCUCAGUUGGAUACGCUUGGCGAGGAUUCAUACAAAGAUAGCACCUUAAUCAUGCAGCUCCUGAGGGACAACUUAACCCUAUGGUCCGCUGACAACACAACGUUAACGAAGCGGAGCACCUGA